AUGUUUGUUGCAAGCGGCCAAGGCCAAGGAAGGCGCGCGGAGUAUUCCGUGGACGAGGUCUCAGCAGGACUGGAUGUCCUUGAAGAUUUCGGUAUUAAUUGUGAAAGGUAUGAAGAAAUUAGCGGCACGUCGCAGAACCAGUUUACACUUAAAAAGGGAACGGGAGAGGUAAUGGAGGAAACGGGAAACUGGUUCGGUGGCCUGGCAUUGGAUUCGCGAGUCUUUGGCGUCUGGCAGAAGGACCUGGCACGGAGCGACUCGAUGGACGCAGCAUCCGACCUCAUAGGCCUAUCCGGCUUCGCUAGGGAGGGAAUUAAGCUUCUUCGAGGGUGUGAACUGUCCAUCGUCAACAGCGCUUCCUUCCGAAUGGCUGUUGUUUCUGUUGUUCCCGGCGUCAAGGACUUAAACAUCGGUACAGGGUCCGAAGGCGGUCGGGUCGGGGCAGAGGAUCCCUACCCAAUCAACGAGACAUACCCUUUGGACGGCUCCGAAGCUUCUAAUAUGCGUCGUGACCUCCGAUUCGGCAAGGCGCGCGGUGCAUUAGAGCUGACGGAGGAGGGGCUGCCGCGGCUUCGACUUCGUUGGGAGAAUCCCUUCGCCGGCGAGGGCCUCGACGAGUUCCAACUUGUAGGGCAAGAUGAACUGCACGUGAUAAGUACGAUAACGGUCAAUGGUCGUACUGUGUCGUACACAAGCGUGCACACACGGAAGGCCUGAAGGGCGGAAUUUGCAUCGCGGGCGGGGCUGCACGAAGAGCCAGAGAGGCCCUCCCUUCGCUUAUAGUCGAUUUUUCUGUUUUCUAAUAAAAAAUUUAGCGUGCGUCCAAUUCGAAUUAUGUGAACUGAAAAGUUACGCCGGAAUAGGAUUUGUGCGCUUCUACCGUGGUUUUCGUAGCGGCCGUGUCAAGUACAGCAUGCACAGCAAUGUACAAUUCUUGCUGCACAAGUGUACAUCUGCGAUAUGGCAGUGCCUGCCCAGCUUGCAGCCCGGUGCUGAUCUACGACUACUUGAUUAAUUUGAAGUCAUUGUGUAAUUUGAGCUGGAGAUGAGAUAAAGUUGAAAUGUAAUUUAAAUGACAGU
Volvox carteri f. nagariensis is the source of this 1080-nucleotide messenger RNA. RefSeq lists its product as uncharacterized. The record is from RefSeq and is a predicted model, not a curated record. The coding region runs from base 1 to 717 and encodes 238 amino acids. The transcript is spliced from 6 exons. NCBI's taxonomy places the organism in Eukaryota, Viridiplantae, Chlorophyta, Chlorophyceae, Chlamydomonadales, Volvocaceae.